AUGGGCAUCACGGACGAUGAAGUUAUCGCGCACCCGAUGGACCUGACGCCAACCAGCUCCAACGAGAAGGAGGAGCUGGUGGACACAUACCCCGAUGGAGGCCUGAUGGCAUGGCUUGUCGCCCUGGGCGCGUGGUGUGGCUGCAUCUCUGCGUUUGGGCUGAUGAACAGCAACGGCGUCUUCUCGGACUGGCUCUCUACGCAUGAGCUGAGCCAGUAUGACCGCAGCAGCAUCUCGUGGAUCUUCAGCGUGCACAACUUCUUUGUGUUUAUGGGCGGCAUCCAAGCUGGCCCCCUGUUCGAUCGAUAUGGCCCCAGGCUCCUCGUCGCGCUGGGCACCGUCGGCCUCACAGCAGCAGUCAUGGCCUUUAGCCUUGCAACAGGUAAGCUGCCUACACUCUCCAUCUCCAGACACGCUCUUACAGUCGCAGAAUUCUACCAGUUCAUGCUCAGCUUCGGCGUCCUCGGCGGCAUCUCGGCCUCCAUGAUCUUCACCCCCAGCAUCGCCGUCGUCAACCACUGGUUCCUCCAGCGCCGCGCCGUCGCAACCGGCAUCGUCAUGACAGCCGGCGGCAUCGGCGGCAUCAUCUUCCCCCAGAUCUUCAGCGCCCUGGCGCCCAAACUCGGCUGGUCCUGGUCAAUCCGCGUGCUCGGCUUCAUCGUCCUCAUCACCGGCGGCACCGGCACCCUGCUCCAAAAGGCACGCCUGGCGCCCGACGCCUCCAGCCAGAAGAAAACAAUCGACCUGCGCGUCCUCCGCGAGCCCGCAUUCAACUACACCACCGUCGCCAUCAUCUUCGUCGAAGUCGCCUUCACCAUCCCCAUCGCCUAUCUGACCUCCUACGGCUCCGCCAACGGCAUGUCCGUCCAGUCCGCGUACGCCCUCACACCCAUCCUCAACGGCGCCUCCAUCCUCGGCCGUCUCAUCCCGGGCUUCGCAGCCGACAAAUGGGGCCGGUUCAACGUGAUGGUCGUCACGACUGUAGUCUCCACAGUCCUCACCGUAGCCCUCUGGCUCACAGCGGGGUCCAACCAGGCCGCGAUCAUCGCGUACGCCGCGCUGUUCGGGUUCUGGAGCGGGUCGGCGUUCAGUCUGGCGCCUGUGUGCAUGGCGCAGAUUUCAAAGACUGAGGACUUUGGGAAGCGCUAUGGUACUUGCUAUACCUUUGUUGCGAUUGGCGUGCUUGUGUCGCUGCCGAUUGCGGGCCAGAUUCUGCAGAUGCAGACGUAUGGCGACACGGAGCUCUACUGGGGCUUGAUUCUGUUUGCGGGCCUGGCGUAUACGGUUUCGUCGAUUUUCUUUGCCCUGGCGAGGAUUCAUGUUACCGGGUGGAGGUGGAAGGCUAUGUUCUAA
Messenger RNA from Aspergillus puulaauensis, 1353 nucleotides. RefSeq lists its product as uncharacterized. The record is from RefSeq and is a predicted model, not a curated record. Lineage: Eukaryota; Fungi; Ascomycota; Eurotiomycetes; Eurotiales; Aspergillaceae. Gene Ontology annotation, cellular component: fungal-type vacuole membrane. The coding region runs from base 1 to 1353 and encodes 450 amino acids. The transcript has 2 exons. Gene Ontology annotation, molecular function: transmembrane transporter activity. Gene Ontology annotation, biological process: transmembrane transport.